This is a messenger RNA of Penicillium concentricum, 1308 nucleotides long. RefSeq names its product phosphatase PAP2 family protein. NCBI's taxonomy places the organism in Eukaryota, Fungi, Ascomycota, Eurotiomycetes, Eurotiales, Aspergillaceae. The record is from RefSeq and is a predicted model, not a curated record. Gene Ontology annotation, cellular component: inositol phosphoceramide synthase complex. Gene Ontology annotation, biological process: inositol phosphoceramide metabolic process; sphingolipid biosynthetic process. The coding region runs from base 1 to 1308 and encodes 435 amino acids. The transcript is spliced from 3 exons. Gene Ontology annotation, molecular function: inositol phosphoceramide synthase activity.
AUGGGAGCUGGAGUGGUCAUAGAACCUCUGGUGGUUAUUGUUCUCUUGUUUGGAGGUACCUGGAUUAACCGCUCUGUCGGAUCCUCGAGGUACAACACUCGACGGAACUCAAGCAUUCGAAGAGCCUCAUCUGAUUCUUUGGAGUCGGGAUACUCAAGCCAAUCGACAAAGGAUGGCUUGCUGAGCUCACGGUCCCACUCACCAGUGGAAGAUCGAUGGCACAAGCGACAGGUUGGACUCCUGGGUUUGACAUUUGAGGUGUCGUCGCCAAAUACUAUCGUGUUCCAAGACCGCUUGCUCAGUCGGUUGCUCCGAAAGUUUCCCUUUUUGGUGGAAUGUUGGUAUUGGGCUUUGGUUUACUGGACGUACCAGCUCGGUCGCGCUUUUACCGCCGUGACGCUUAAAGAUGACACCGUCGAUAUUGCAAGAAGACACGCAUUGCAAGUAAUCGUGAUCGAGGAGAAACUGGGUAUGUUCUGGGAGACCUUGAUUCAAAGACACUACCUUCACCGCCCCCUUGUUAUGUCUUGGAUCAAUUGGAUAUACUCCUUUAUACACAUUCCCGGAACAAUCGCAUUCCUCGUCUGGCUCUAUUACUAUACUACCGUGCGGAAUCGGAUCGAUGAGGCCCAGCCCGGAAAGCCCAAGGGUGCUGUGAGCGGGUCGCCAGCAGGUCCUCUUCUAUACCAGGCGCGCCGGCGGACUUUGGCCGUGUGCAAUCUUCUCGCAUUUGUGGUUUUCACUCUUUGGCCCUGCAUGCCGCCUCGGUUACUAAGUGACACAGCGGCGGAUGGUCAAGAUGCAGAUCUAGCCCGCAGCUAUGGGUUCGUGGACACGGUGCAUGGUAUCAAUGGAUCGGGCAGUGUUUGGACGGAAAACCGCUUUUGUAAUCAAUAUGCGGCAAUGCCUUCCUUGCAUUUCGGCUACUCUCUAAUGAUCGGCCUCACAGUGAUGACAAUCCCUCUGCUACAGCGCCACCGGCGCACAAUCCUACGUACUAGGCUGACCCGUGCCUUAAGACUGGAACUCCCAUCGUGGCGCCGCCUUGUUUGCGUCAUACUUGGCUUCCUAUAUCCGUUUACCAUCCUGGUGGCUAUUGUUGCCACGGCCAACCAUUUCAUUCUCGAUGCUGUCGCGGGAGCUGUGGUAUGUGCCUUGGGGUGGUAUUUUAACGGGGUGUUGCUCAAUCUGCUGCCAUUGGAGGACUACUUCCUUUGCCUCGUCCGGAUCCAUAAGCCGGAGCCGUCACUUCUUGAUGUCACCGAAGAGGACUACAUGAGUGAAAGUGCUUCAGAACAUGGCAUCUGA